UAUUUUUAAACUUGUUUAAAUUUUUUAGAAGAUGAUUAUUUUCAAUUCGGGGGGACUUUACACUAAAUUGCUUUGCUUUAUAUUAUGCGUUAGUAAUUUUUGCAUCAAAUAUUUAAAAUUUUUGUCUCUAAUACUCAUUAAACUCAUAAAGCUUGUUUAUUUUAAUGGCAAAUAAUGUCGAAAACCCAAUCACUCAGAUUUCACCAUUUAAUGACAAAAAUAAAGCAGAACUCACAAGCAUGUAUGAUGCAAAUAAACCAAUUCAACUUUUAAAAAUCAAAAAUGGUUUUGAAACUCAAAAGAACAACUCAAUGAAUAGUUUUUUACUCCAUCAAGCUGCAAUAGAGGGUUUAAUUGAUCAAGUUAAGUUGCUUAUUAAAAAGAGUUAUUAUAACAUUGAAGAGAUUGAUCGCAUAAACUUGCAAGGUUGCACUCCAUUGCAUUUAGCAUCUCGAUUUAAUAGGUUAAAAGUUGUUGAAUAUUUAUUAGAAAAUGGAUCACAGAUAAACAAAACUACUGAAGAAGAAAAUAAUACUCCACUUCUCCUUGCUGCAAAGUAUAAUAUGACAGAUAUCGCAAAGUUUUUAUGUGAACAUGGUGCAGAUGUUAGGAUAAAAAAUAUCCAUGGUUCUACUGCUCUUCAUUUAGCAGCUAGUAAAGGAAAUAUAGAAAUUUGCUAUGCUUUGAUUCAACACGGUUCUGAUAUAAAUGCUACAGACAGCAGAAAUUGCACACCACUUCAUAUGGCAAUUCAUGGAGGCAGUGAAACUAUAACAAAGUUGCUUAUAGAGAAUGGUGCAGAUGUUUAUGCAAAAGAUGCUGAAGGGGAGGGGCCUAUUCAUUAUGCUGCUGCUAUGGAUCAAGGAGAGCUAAUUAUUUUACUAACAAAAGGAGCUCUUGCAAUAGUUGAUGAAGAGAACUGGGAAGAAACACAAAGAAAGUAUGUCAAUCUAAGAACUAAAAAAAAAGAUGCUGCACUUCACAUUGCUGCUCGGGAAGGUUAUUUAGAUACAGUAAAGGCCUUGGUGUCUAUUGGUGCCAAUAUAAAUAUUUGUUCUGCUGCGCUUUAUACGCCAUUGCAUCUUGCAGCAAUAAAUGGCAAUAAAGAUAUGGUUCAAUAUCUGUUAGAACAUAAUGCCAAAAUAAAUGUGUUUGAUCACCAAAAUAUGACUCCUACACAUAAGGCAUGUCAGUUUGGCAGAUUAGAUGUAAUAAAAUUGUUAAUUGAACAAGGAGCACAAAUUGACUCUAAAGAUUGUGAUUCUUUUACUCCGCUUAUGUCAGCUGUUUCAGAAGGUCAUAGUGAUGCUGUUAAAUAUUUGUUGAAAUGUGGAGCGAGUGUGGCCAUAAGUGAAAUGAAUAUGAAAAAUGUUCUUCAUUUAGCAAUAGAAAACGGUCAUAGUUCAACACUUAAGGUCCUUUUACAAAAUGGAGGUUCUUUUUUAAUUAAUUCACAUGAUAUGGACUUUAAAAGACCAAUCCAUUAUGCUGCUAUGAGUGAUUUUGAGGAGCAAAGAAAGAGAGCGAGCAAAAAGAGAGCAAAUUACAAUGAGGAGGAGCAGAAUAAGAAGCAUGAACAAGGUAAAUUAAGGAUGCGAGCAUAUAGACAAAGACAAAAAGCAUUGAAAGAGUCAAUAGAAGCACAUGAAGAAACUCCAUACAAGACAAAGAGUGCUGAGAAACGUGCCAUCAAUAGAGUUCUAUUUCAAGUCAAUUCAACAAUGCCUCAUUCUCCAAGGAAAUGUGCAUUUGUCAAGCAUAACGUUUCUCAACACUUAUUAGGAAAGUCUCCCAGCAAUCUUAUUGUGUCACACCGUUCAACUGCUUUGUCUCCUGAAGUGGUAGAGCUUGUGAUAAAUUUUUUUCAAGAGAAUGAUAUCUCAAGAAUGGCACCAGGACAAAGAGACUUUCUUAAAGAUGGUGACAAAUUAAUUCAAAAGAGACAUCUUCAGCUAACAUUAAGAGAGGCUCACAAGCGGUUUCAGCAGUCGUACAAAAAUGUAAAAAUUGGAAAAUCAAAAUUUGCUAGUUUAUGUCCGAAACAUGUUUUACUCUGUGCUGAGACACCUCACAAUGUCUGUGUCUGUUCUAUUCACUACAACUUUAUACAUGUAGUGAAUGUGUUAGCACCAUACUUUGAAUCCAUUCCUCUUUAUGAUAAUGAAUGGACGGAAGUCAAUGCUGUUUGUAUCAACCCAUCAGAAAAGUGCUUCUUCAAUGAAUGCACAUUCUGCCAAAAUGCUGCAUCUUUUCAGCACCUUGCAGUCGAAAAUGAAGAAAUAAUGGUCAGCGUUAGUCAGUGGCAGAAAACAACAAAUGAGCUUCUAGGCAGAAAACAAUUUGUUAAGGUGACCGUGACUCAGUCGUUAAUUAGCCUUCUUGAGUCAGUCAAAAUACUUAUUCAGGAAUCAGCUGAUACUGAAGUUACUGAUAAUGAAGAAAAAACUCCAUUGCAUAUUGCAGCUGAGUAUGGAAAGGUUGAUUGUUUGCUAAAAUUAGUCAAAAACUCAACAAGAAAUAUAAAUUGUACUGAUGAGAAAGGACAGUCACCUUUGCAUUUAGCUGCAAAAAAUGGCUGGACAGAUACUAGUUUGGUUCUAAUUGAAAUGGGUGCUCAAAUUUCAGGACGAGAUGAUUCAAACUGGACACCACUUGACUAUGCUGCAAGAAAUGGACAUACAAAAAUUGUGAUAGCUCUUAUUAAAAAUGGCGCUUGUGUAAACGAAUAUGAUCCAAACAGACUAACCCCUCUUCACCAUGCUUCUAUUAAUGGACAUGUUAAGUGUAUAAACAUUUUAUUGAAUCAUGGUGCAAACAUAUCAUUUCAGAAUGCAGAUGGAAAAAAUUGUCUUGAUCUAGCUUUAGAAAAUCAUCAUACAGAAGCUUGCAGGAUAUUUAUCACACAUAAAAGAUGGAAAGAGGUACUUAACCAUAUUGAUAAUGAAGGAUGCAGUCCAAUGGAAAAAUUGAUAUCAUAUGCUCCUGAAAUUGCUCAAAUUGUUCUAGACAAGUGCAUAGAAUACUCUAAACUUGAUGAAAAUUCUGAAGAAUACUACAUAAGAUAUGACUUUAAAUACCUUGAUUCUCAUCCUGAAAAUUCAUCAAAAAGAAUUUAUUUUGGACCUUCUUGCAUGAUCACAUUCAAUCAAGAAAACUUACUUUCUCAUCCACUUACGGUUCAAUUAAUUAAUUAUAAGUGGUCACGUCUGGGUCGCUGGAUUCACUUAAUCAGCUUGUUUAUUUAUGUUUUGUUUGUGGCUAUGCUUACUGGUCUACUUAUCAUUGAUAAAGAAAGAGAGAAAAAAGAAAAAAAUGGAUUUCAAAAAAUAAUCCCUACAGUGAUACUUAUUCUAUCAAGUUUUGAAAUUUGUAAAGAGUUUGUACAGGCUUACUUAUUGAAGAAAGACUAUUUUAAAGACUUCAACAAUUACUUGGAGUUAAUACUUUACUCAUCUACUUUUAUAUUUAUGUUGUCAUUUAUUAAACAUGUCACUAUGAAUAUAAAGUGGACUGCUGGAGUAUUUUCAAUUUUAUUUGCUUGGACUAAUUUGUUACUUUACUUAAAACGAGAUACCUUUUUUGGAGUUUAUGUUGUUAUGAUUAUUGAAGUUUUAAAAUCGUUGAUUAAUGUUAUUAUGGUAUUUGUGAUGAUCAUUAUAGCAUUCUCUUUAUCAUUUUUUGUUCUUUUUGAAAAUUCAUCUUUUUCCUCUCCUGAAUGGUCUAUGGUAAAAACCAUUGUCAUGACACUUGGGGAGACUGAUUUUAAUGACUUGUUCAUAAAUAACAAUACUACAGUUGAUAAUAGUGAUUUACCAUACCCAGAAAUGUCAUAUAUCUUGUUCACAUUGUUCUUGAUUGUUUGCCCUAUAGUACUUAUGAACUUGUUAGUUGGUUUAGCUGUAGGUAAUAUAGCUGAUGUUAGAGAUUCAGCUUACAUACUAAUGUUGAAAGCUCAAGUUGAUAUUCUAAAAGCACUUGAGUCAAGAUAUCCUAAAAAAUUGCUGAAAAAAACUUAUCAUGAGAUACUUACUGUUUACCCUAACACUGUUUCCUGGAAAAAAAGUUUUUUUCAACUGUUUGGUAUUCCUGACUUCAAUUCCUUAAAAGAUAAACAAGAAAGUAGAUCCAAAUGGAAAACAAACAUUGCAAGAGAUUUAGAAUUGGAACAUAUUGAGUUUGAUCACCUAGAAAAAAGAAUAGAAACAAUAAAAAUGUUGAUGAGAAAACAUCUAGAGAUAACAGACGAUAUAAUUGUUGCUCUGAAGAUUAGCGAAAACCUUGCAGCAAAAGAAGGUGCAAUUGAGCGUAUUCGACACAUCAUUGAGGAAUGUAAAAGAAAUAACUCAAUAUCAUCAAAAGAAUUUGUUAAUGUUAGAGAUAAAUUAAAUGAGAAAGGUUUUAGUGCUUUACAUUUAGCUGCACGAUAUAAUAAUGUAAAUGUUGUGGCAUAUCUGCUGGAAAAUGGGGCUUUAAUUGAUAGUCCAGAUAGAGAUGAUGGUAAUACACCUUUACUAUUGGCAGCAAAAUAUAAAAAGACAAAUACUGCUGUGUUUCUUAUUGAAAAAGGUGCAAAUGUCUUGAUCAGAAAUUAUUUUGGGACAACAGCAUUGCACUAUGCAAGUAGACGUGGUGAUAAAAAGCUUGUAAUAAAGAUUCUUAAAAUCCCAUUUGUUAACAUUAAUGUAGAAGAUGACAAUUUGGCUACUCCUCUACAUCUAGCAAUGAAUGAUGGGUGUAAACAGGUAGUGAAUGUUCUUAUAAAUAAUGGAGCCAAUGUACUUGCUAAAAAUAAUAAAGGAGAAAGACCAAUUCAUAAUGCUGCAUCUUCCAAUGCAGAUUAUACAAGAGAUUACAUUGUGUCAAAUGAAAUAAGUAAAAAAAUUCAAGAUUUUCAACAUGUUCCUUCAUCAAUAGCAGAAGAUCUUAUUGAGUUACUUCUCAGAGGAGCUCUUCAAAAUGUUUCUUCAGAAGACUACAGGAAACAAAAAAAUGACUAUGUAAACAGUAGAACUAACGAGAAUUAUACACCUUUGCAUUUUGCAGCACGUUGUGGUAAUGAAAAAUCAUUAAACAAGUUAAUAAGAAUUGGUGGAGAUGUUAAUGCGCAAACAAAUACUGGUUCAACUCCUUUACAUUUGGCUGCAAUCAGUGGACAUGAAAAGGUUGUGAAUAUGCUUAUAACCUAUAAAGCUGAUAUUCAAUCAGUUGAUAAAGAUUUGAUGACACCUCUGCACAGGGCAUGUCAAUUUGGACGAUUAUCAGUUGUAAGAUUGUUAGAUGAGAAAAGAGCCAUACUUGAUGUCAAUGAUAAAAAAAAUUAUACUCCUGUUAUGUGUGCUAUAUGGAAAGGACAUUUAGAAGUUAUAAAGUAUUUAAUUGGUCAAGGUAUUCAAAUAAAUUCAACUGAUAUUAACUACAAAAAUUGCAUUCAUAUUGCACUUAAAGAAAAUCAAAUAGAAGUUAUAAAAUUUUUAUUGGAUAAUGAUCAAUUUAACAAAAUGAACAGCGUGGAUAAGAAUAAUAGAGCACCUGUACAUUAUGCAGCUUUGAAGGGAAAUAGUCAGGCAUUGCAACUUUUAAUUAACAAAAAUGCUCCCAUCGAUAUAGGUGAUAAUCAAGAAAAGACACCUCUUCAUUUAGCAUCUGAGUUUGGUCAUUUACAUUGUGUAAAACUGCUUAUUUCUACCUCUCCUGGUGAAGUAAAUGCAACUGAUGCUCGUGGAAUGACUCCACUUCAUUUGGCAGUUUUAAAUGAUCACAGAGAUGUAAUAAAGCUACUAAUUGUGUCUGGCGCUAAUGUUUACUUACGUGAUAAUCUUGACUGGAGUUCUUUGGAUUAUGCUGCACAAAAUGGUAAAGAGAAGAGUUUGAACAUUUUGCUUAGUGCUCUGCUCAAAAAAGAUUAUGUUAAUGCUUCUGACAAAAAUCGUUAUACACCUCUUCAUCAUGCAGCAACUGAAGGCCAUGUUGAAUGCAUAAAUUUAUUGUUAGAGCAUGGAGCUAAUGUUCAGUUACAAACAAAUGAAAAUAAAAAUUGCUUGUACCUUGCAGUUGAAAACUUACAAAAAGAAGCAUGUAUGGCAAUUAUGCAACAUGAACGAUGGCGUGAAGCACUUCUUAGUAUGGACAAUAGUGGAACACAUGUUAUGAAAAAAAUGAUUGAGCUAACUCCAGAAGUCGGAGAAAAGGCACUAGAUAACUGCAUUAUAUGUUCUAAACUUGAUAUCAAAAAUCCUGACUAUUCAGUUGAAUACAAUUUUGAAUUUAUAGAUAAGGACCCUAUGAAUCCUGAUAAUUCAUUUUUUGCACCAUUACUAAUGGUAAAAUAUAAACGCGGAAAGUUGUUGAGCCAUCCCCUUGUUGUUGAACUUAUCAAUCAAAAGUGGUCUCGGAUGGGUCAAUGGAUUUAUUUAUGCUCGCUUUGUUUUUAUUUAAUAUUUGUUUCAUUUCUUACCGCACUUGUAAUUUUAGAAAGAAUUAAUUCUAAAAGUGAGUUCCCUCAUCAAUGCAAAAAUCACGAAAAUCAUUUUGCUGUGGUUAUCUCAUGGUUGACUCUUAGUAUAGCAUGUAUUCAAAUUUUUUUUAAAUUAAUAUUAGCUGCAUAUAUUGGUAGAAGUUACAUGUUUGAUCCUGUUAAAUUACUAGAGUUCUUUUUGUACACAUCAACAGCCUUGUUUAUGGUUUCUUUUGUUGCUUGCAAGUACAACUUAGAAGCCAUGAAGCGACAAUCAGGAUCUGUUUCAAUUUUACUUGCGUGGUCAAAGCUAAUGCUGUAUUUGGAGAAUUUACCUUUUCUUGGCUUAUAUUUUGUCAUGUUUACGGAGGUUUUGUACACAUUUUUAAAAGUUUUGUUAGUCUUCAGCAUUCUUCUAAUUGGUUUUGGUUUGUCGUUUUUUACAUUACUCCAUAAUCAGCAACCAUUUAGUGGUUAUUUCCGUUCAAUUGUGAAAACAUUUGUUAUGAUGCUUGGAGAGUUAACUUAUGGGUCCACCUUUAAACAAGAAAAUAAAAAAGCGCAUAAUGAGGAUCUCUCUAUAAUAAUUUUUCUUCUAUUUGCUAUUAUUAUGGUCAUUGUAGUUAUGAAUUUACUUGUUGGUUUAGCUGUUGGUGAUAUCGAAUCCGUGCGGAAAAAUGCAUACCUAAGAGUUUUGCAGAGAAAAGUUUAUUACUUAAACAUAUUAGAUCGAACUUAUCCUAAAUUCAUCCAAAUGUUUGUGUAUCAAAAAUCAUAUACAAAAAAACCUAACAUUAAAAGCUGGUAUGAAAAGUUAAUGCUUUGGAUGGGUAAGUUUCAUAAAAAAGGAAUAGAAGAGAAACAGUUUAAUGCUAAAAAACAAUUGAUAAUGCGUGAAGUUUUAUCGAAUAAAGGAGCCUUAUUGAAGCAGAAGCAAAAUACAAAGCUUAUUUUAUAUAAUCUUGAAAAUCAAAUUGAAAAAACAAAAAAAAUCGCUAAAUCUAUUUCACAAAAUUCCAACGUUAAAAUUUUUUUUGAUUAAUAACAUUGUUGAUGCUCUCAAACAUGGUGGUUGUAUUGCAAUAACUGACAAAUUUUAAACUAUGGCAUCAAUUUGUUUAUCUACUUUAUUGCAUCCGAAUAACUUCGAAAACCGUAAUUAAAAGUAAAGUUGAAAUAAUUGGUUUUAUUACAUAAUUAAUUUAAUGUUUUUAUUUGAUUUAAAUAUUUAUUUUAUAGUAUUUAAAAACUAAAAUUUUUUAAAGGCUUUUUUUUAGUUGAUUUAGCUUUAUUGUUUUGUUUUAUUUUAAUUGUUAUUGAAAUGUAUGAUCAAUAGCCUUCAGAAAUCAAUCAUAAAUCAAAAUCACGUGCUAGAAAAAUCCAUUAUUUUAUGUUUAU
Molecule: messenger RNA, 7852 nt
Organism: Hydra vulgaris (swiftwater hydra)
Lineage: Eukaryota; Metazoa; Cnidaria; Hydrozoa; Anthoathecata; Hydridae
Source: RefSeq, a predicted model, not a curated record